UUCCGUUGGGGAAGAUGGCGGCGGCCGGGAGCACCCUUCUCUUUUUGCCGCCAGGGACUUCAGACUGAACCUUCCUGGGAAGAGUGGGGAGUACUGGUGCCCUGCGUCCUGGAAGCCCGAACUAACUUGAUUCCCCCGUUAGUGGUGGGGGACGGCUUAUCCUCUUGUGUAGGACUCAGGCCUUCCCCACUGUCAGUAUGAAGGCUCAGGGGGAAACCGAGGAGUCGGAAAAGCUGAGUAAGAUGAGUUCUCUGUUGGAACGCCUCCAUGCAAAAUUUAACCAAAAUAGACCUUGGAGUGAAACCAUUAAGCUUGUGCGUCAAGUCAUGGAGAAGAGGGUUGUGAUGAGUUCUGGGGGGCAUCAACAUUUGGUCAGCUGUUUGGAGACAUUGCAGAAAGCUCUCAAAGUAACAUCUUUACCAGCAAUGACUGACCGUUUGGAAUCUAUAGCAAGACAGAAUGGACUGGGCUCUCAUCUCAGUGCCAGUGGCACUGAAUGUUACAUCACGUCAGAUAUGUUCUAUGUGGAAGUGCAGUUAGAUCCUGCAGGACAGCUUUGUGAUGUAAAAGUGGCUCACCAUGGGGAGAAUCCUGUGAGCUGUCCAGAGCUUGUACAGCAGCUAAGGGAAAAAAAUUUUGAUGAAUUUUCUAAGCACCUUAAGGGUCUUGUUAAUCUUUAUAACCUUCCAGGAGACAACAAACUGAAGACUAAAAUGUACUUGGCUCUCCAGUCCUUGGAACAGGAUCUAUCUAAAAUGGCAGUCAUGUAUUGGAAAGCAACCAACGCUGGUCCCUUAGAUAAGAUUCUUCAUGGAAGUGUUGGCUAUCUCACUCCAAGAAGUGGGGGUCAUUUAAUGAACUUGAAGUACUAUGCCUCUCCUUCUGACCUACUGGAUGAUAAGACUACAUCUCCCAUCGUUUUGCAUGAGAAUAAUGUUCCUCGAUCUUUGGGCAUGAAUGCAUCAGUGACAAUUGAAGGAACAUCUGCUAUGUAUAAACUCCCAAUUGCACCAUUAAUUAUGGGGUCACAUCCAGUUGAUAACAAAUGGACCCCCUCCUUCUCCUCAAUCACCAGUGCCAACAGUGUUGAUCUUCCUGCCUGUUUCUUCUUGAAAUUUCCCCAGCCAAUACCAGUAUCUAGAGCAUUUGUUCAGAAACUUCAGAACUGCACAGGAAUUCCAUUGUUUGAAACUCAACCAACCUAUGUGCCCCUUUAUGAACUGAUCACUCAGUUUGAGCUGUCAAAGGACCCUGAUCCUGUACCUUUGAAUCACAACAUGCGAUUUUAUGCUGCUCUUCCAGGUCAGCAGCACUGUUACUUUCUCAACAAGGAUGCUCCUCUUCCAGAUGGCAGGAGUCUACAGGGAACCCUUGUUAGCAAAAUCACCUUUCAGCACCCUGGCCGAGUUCCUCUUAUCCUAAAUCUUAUCAGACACCAAGUAGCCUAUAAUACCCUAAUUGGAAGCUGUGUCAAAAGAACUAUUCUGAAAGAAGAUUCUCCUGGGCUCCUCCAGUUUGAAGUGUGUCCCCUUUCGGAGUCCCGGUUCAGCGUAUCUUUUCAGCAUCCUGUGAAUGACUCCCUGGUGUGUGUGGUAAUGGACGUGCAGGACUCAACACAUGUGAGCUGUAAACUCUACAAGGGGCUGUCAGAUGCACUCAUCUGCACAGAUGACUUCAUUGCCAAAGUUGUUCAAAGAUGUAUGUCCAUCCCUGUGACGAUGAGGGCUAUUCGGAGGAAGGCUGAAACCAUUCAGGCCGACACCCCAGCACUGUCCCUCAUUGCAGAGACAGUUGAAGACAUGGUGAAAAAGAACCUGCCCCCGGCUAGCAGCCCAGGGUAUGGCAUGACCACAGGCAACAACCCAAUGAGUGGUACCACUACACCAACCAACACCUUUCCGGGGGGUCCCAUUACCACCUUGUUUAAUAUGAGCAUGAGCAUCAAAGAUCGGCAUGAGUCGGUGGGCCAUGGGGAGGACUUCAGCAAGGUGUCUCAGAACCCAAUUCUUACCAGUUUGUUGCAAAUCACAGGGAACGGGGGGUCUACCAUUGGCUCGAGUCCGACCCCUCCUCAUCACACGCCGCCACCUGUCUCUUCGAUGGCCGGCAACACCAAGAACCACCCGAUGCUCAUGAACCUUCUUAAAGAUAAUCCUGCCCAGGAUUUCUCAACCCUUUAUGGAUGCAGUCCUUUAGAAAGGCAGAACUCCUCUUCCGGCUCACCCCGGAUGGAAAUGUGCUCGGGAAGCAACAAGACGAAGAAGAAGAAGUCAUCAAGAUUACUGCCUGACAAACCCAAGCACCAGACUGAAGAUGACUUUCAGAGGGAGCUAUUUUCAAUGGAUGUUGACUCACAGAACCCUAUCUUUGAUGUCAACAUGACAGCCGACACACUGGAUACACCACACAUCACUCCAGCUCCAAGCCAGUGUAGCACUCCCCCGACAACUUACCCGCAACCAGUACCUCACCCCCAGCCCAGUAUUCAAAGGAUGGUCCGACUAUCCAGUUCAGACAGCAUUGGCCCAGAUGUAACUGAUAUCCUUUCAGACAUUGCAGAAGAAGCCUCUAAGCUUCCCAGCACUAGUGAUGAUUGCCCACCCAUUGGCACCCCUGUUCGAGAUUCUUCAAGCUCUGGGCAUUCUCAGAGUGCCCUCUUUGACCCUGAUGUCUUUCAAACCAAUAAUAAUGAAAAUCCAUACACUGAUCCAGCUGACCUUAUUGCAGAUGCUGCUGGAAGCCCCAGUAGUGACUCUCCUACCAAUCAUUUUUUUUCUGAUGGAGUAGAUUUCAAUCCUGAUCUGUUGAACAGCCAGAGCCAAGGUGGUUUUGGAGACGAAUACUUUGAUGAAAGCAGCCAAAGUGGAGAUAAUGAUGAUUUUAAAGGAUUUGCAUCUCAAACACUAAGUACUUUGGGGGUGCCAAUGCUUGGAGGUGAUAAUGGGGAGACUAAGUUUAAAGGCAACAGCCAAGCUGACACGGUUGAUUUCAGUAUUAUAGCAGUGGCUGGUAAGGCCUUGGGUUCUGCAGAUCUCUUAGAGCAUCACAGUGGUAGCCAGAGUCCUUUAUUGACCACUGGGGACUUAGGGAAAGACAAGACUCAAAAGAGAGUAAAGGAAGGCAAUGGCACCAGUAGUAGUAGUCUGUCGGGGCCAGGAUUAGAUAGCAAACCAGGGAAGCGCAGUCGGACCCCUUCUAAUGAUGGCAAAAGCAAAGAUAAGCCUCCAAAACGGAAGAAGGCAGACACUGAGGGAAAGUCCCCGUCUCACAGUUCUUCUAAUCGACCUUUCACCCCACCUACCAGUACAGGUGGAUCCAAAUCUCCAGGCAGUUCAGGAAGGUCUCAGACUCCCCCAGGGGUUGCCACACCACCCAUUCCCAAGAUCACCAUUCAGAUUCCUAAGGGAACUGUGAUGGUGGGCAAGCCCUCUUCUCACAGUCAGUAUGCCAGCAGUGGUUCUGUGUCUUCCUCAGGCAGCAAAGGCCACCAUAGCCAUUCUUCCUCCUCUUCCUCAUCAUCUGCUUCCAACUCAGGCAAGAUGAAAAGCAGUAAAUCAGAGGGUUCAUCAAGUUCAAAGUUAAGUAGCAGUAUAUAUUCUAGCCAAGGGUCUUCUGGGUCUAGCCAGUCCAAAAAUUCAUCCCAGUCCGGGGGGAAGCCAGGCUCCUCUCCCAUUACUAAGCAUGGACUGAGCAGUGGCUCCAGCAGCACCAAGAUGAAACUUCAAGGAAAGCCAUCAUCACUUAUGAAUCCUUUAAGUAAACCAAACAUAUCCCCUUCUCAUUCCAGGCCACCUGGAGGCUCUGAUAAGCUUGCUUCUCCAAUGAAGCCUGUUCCGGGGACUCCCCCAUCCUCUAAAGCCAAGUCCCCUAUCAGUUCAGGUUCUGGUGGUUCUCAUAUGUCUGGAACUGGUUCAAGCACUGGCAUGAAGUCAUCUUCAGGGUUAGGAUCCUCAGGCUCAUUGAAAACUCCCCCAUCAUCUAAUUCUUGUACAGCAUCAUCAUCUUCCUUUUCCUCAAGUGGCUCUUCCAUGUCAUCCUCUCAGAACCAGCAUGGGAGUUCCAAAGGGAAAUCUCCCAGCAGAAAUAAAAAGCCAUCCUUAACAGCUGUCAUAGAUAAACUGAAACAUGGGGUUGUCACCAGUGGCCCUGGAGGUGAAGAUCCAAUGGAUGGCCAGAUGGGGGUGAGCACAAAUUCUUCUAGCCAUCCUAUGUCCUCCAAACAUAACAUGUCAGGAGGAGAGUUCCAGGGCAAGCGAGAGAAAAGUGAUAAAGACAAAUCAAAGGUUUCCUCCUCGGGGGGCUCAGUGGAUUCAUCUAAGAAGACUUCAGAGUCAAAAAAUGUAGGGAGCACGGGUGUGGCAAAAAUUAUCAUCAGCAAGCAUGAUGGGGGAUCCCCCAGCAUUAAAGCCAAAGUGACUUUGCAGAAACCUGGGGAAAGUAGUGGAGAAGGGCUUAGGCCUCAGAUGGCCUCUUCCAAAAACUAUGGUUCUCCACUCAUCAGUGGUUCCACUCCAAAGCAUGAGCGUGGUUCCCCCAGCCAUAGUAAGUCACCAGCAUAUACUCCCCAGAAUCUGGACAGUGAAAGUGAGUCAGGCUCCUCCAUAGCAGAGAAAUCUUAUCAGAACAGUCCCAGCUCAGAUGAUGGCAUCCGACCACUUCCAGAAUAUAGCACAGAGAAGCAUAAGAAGCACAAAAAAGAAAAGAAGAAAGUAAAAGACAAAGAUCGGGAUCGGGACAAAGACCGAGAUAAGAAAAAAUCUCAUAGCAUGAAGCCAGAGAGUUGGUCUAAAUCACCCAUCUCUUCAGACCAGUCCUUGUCUAUGACAAGUAACACAAUCUUAUCUACAGACAGGCCCUCAAGGCUCAGCCCUGACUUUAUGAUUGGGGAGGAAGAUGAUGAUCUUAUGGAUGUGGCCCUGAUUGGCAAUUAGGAACCUUAGUUUUUAAGACAAAAAACAUGGCCAGAGAAAAACUAAAGUUUAUAGGCAAACCAUCACACGGGGUGAGCCGGAAAAGUCUGAUUUUGUGUUUAAGAAUGUCUUUGACACUAGGCUGGGUGAAUUAGAAAGACAUAGCCAGACCCUACUAGAGAGAUCAUAGGUUUGAUUACUAAGAAUCACUGUUCCUUUGCCAGAAAAAAAGAGUUAAAAUAUUUGCUUAUGAAAGGGAGGGGGUGGGAGGGACAUAGGGAAAGGGAAGGGUGGGAAACCGUUUUGUGGGAAAUAAUCAUAUAUAUUUUUUUCUCCCCUUUCCAUUUUUAGGCCAUGUUUUAAACUCAAUUUUAGUGCAUGUAUGUGAAGGGCUGGGCAGAAAAUGAAAAAGCAAUACAUUCCUUGAUGCAUUUGCAUGAA
Messenger RNA from Phyllostomus hastatus (greater spear-nosed bat), 5351 nucleotides. It is a transcript of the gene MED1, whose product is annotated as mediator complex subunit 1. NCBI's taxonomy places the organism in Eukaryota, Metazoa, Chordata, Mammalia, Chiroptera, Phyllostomidae. Gene Ontology annotation, molecular function: transcription coregulator activity; nuclear thyroid hormone receptor binding; nuclear retinoic acid receptor binding. The coding region runs from base 198 to 4931 and encodes 1577 amino acids. The record is from RefSeq and is a predicted model, not a curated record. The transcript has 17 exons. Gene Ontology annotation, cellular component: mediator complex. Gene Ontology annotation, biological process: cellular response to thyroid hormone stimulus; regulation of transcription by RNA polymerase II.